Molecule: messenger RNA, 1869 nt
Organism: Fulvia fulva
Lineage: Eukaryota; Fungi; Ascomycota; Dothideomycetes; Mycosphaerellales; Mycosphaerellaceae
Exons: 1
Coding region: 1-1869 (622 amino acids)
Source: RefSeq, a predicted model, not a curated record
AUGGCUAUGCCUAUGCGCCAUGACGCGCGCGAUGCCGGAGUCUUCACUCGCAUUGGAUCUGGCAAUUUACCUACCCGCAACACACGGUCUUGGAAUCAGAACGGCGUGAAUUAUACCGUGGAGACGGCGAGCUGGUCGAGUCCAGGCGGAGCACUAUCUUUCAAUGCAAUGACUGGUAAUGCAGGCGGACCUUUUCAGAGAAGCUUUACGGCACCGAUGCGAUUUAACGCACGAUCGAGCGGCUUGUUUGGGACUGCUUUUGGGCUACUCGAGGACGUCUUGUCUGUACAACAGCAGGCUCGACAAUCAGCUAUGCACGGGGCCAUGGGACAGGGUGGUACUAACCGCCGGAGAGUGCAUGUGGACGUUGAGAGCGAUACCGAUGAUGAUCUCGCAUACGAUACUUACGGGAACGGUCGAGCGAGACCGAAGUCUAUGUUUUCACGGCUGAAGGACAAGCUGCUCGAUGGAAAGCUCAGACAUGAGGCCCGCGAGGAAAGUGACAGUCGGAGCCGCGAAAGAGAACAGUCUCCAGUGCGCAGACCCAGGAUGAAUCAGCGCAGGCACAGCUCUUUCCGUACGGAGACCAGAGAGCCAGAAUGGGCUCAGCAGCCACGUGGACGAACGCAGGAUCGGUUUGUGGAGGUUGACUAUGAAGAUGACGAUGAGCCUGUCUACUUGAACGAGCAGCCAAUACAUGAACAGCCACAGAACAAUAGAUCCGUGGAGGUCGACGGUACUCUAAUCGAGGCUUUGGAGAACGCCGUAGAGAUCGAACGGAGAUCUGUCCGGAACUGCAAGAAGUGCUUGGAGCAGGCGACUCGACAGCCUGCAAUCAGUGCACAUCACUUACAGCGUAUGGUGGACGAGCUCAAGGGUCAUGAGGACUCCUUGAUGAACGCGCAGGCCAAUCUUCAGGAAGCACAAGCUAGGCAACGGAGUACUCGCCCUCGACCGACGUCCUACCACCCUCAAACAGUACCGCAAGAGCAGCCUGGGCAAAGACAGUCCGCUCAAAACCUUGCCGAUGACUUCUUCCCGCCUUUCGGAGCAAGCUUUGGCCCGACUCCACAGGCAGCGCAUUCACGACCGCAACACCAAGAUCCGUUACUUCGAGCUUUCGAGGAGAUGCAUGGGUUCGAUCCUUUCUCGAGGACAAGCCCAUUCGGCGCCUUCGACCAUCUCUUCGAGCAGAUGCACGCUCAGCCGAGCGCCAACAACGCGCACUUCCACUUCUUCAGCAACGCGGGAGCAGCACCACAGGAUAAUGAGCGGAACAAGCGGACACGAUACAGCAUGCCCGGCGGCGCUCCAAACUUCUCACAACCCUAUCCAGGCUUCACCGCCUAUCAAGCGCCUCCGCCACCGCAACCUCCGGCAAAUCUCCUCAAGCCCGACGAAGCGAAGCGAUUGUUCAAGACCUACAACGACAAGUGGAAUGGCCUCACCACCACAGACACAAACAUCCCCUACCCCGCUCGUGGUCUCAAAGCCAACGCUCUAGGUGCUCGAGACUCAAUCUGGGCCCCACUAUGCUCAGCUCCGCCCUCCACCUGGUCAAACGAGACAGUCAUGAAAGCCAACGCCCAAGCCUUCUACCUCGGCGUCGUGGGUCUGGUCCCUGUCUACAAAGAGACCCCCGGCACAGGUAGGAUCGAGAUCAGCUUCGACAAGAGCAAGGCAAAUCCCGCACAGAUGAAGGUCUUGAUGGAUAUGCUGAAGAAGGAGAAGACGAGGUGGCAUUCGGAUCGGCUUGGGAGGAGGAAUGGGGGUGUUGCAACGGGGGCGACGAAUGAGGUGUUGCAGGGUGAUGAGAGGGCGAGGGCGGUGUUUCAUGCUGCUUGUGAGUUGAUGGAUUGUGCGCAGUAG